AAUAUUAAUAUUAAACUCUAGCUAUAAGAGCUUAAAUUUUAAUAAUAUAAAAUUCUUUGAACAUUUUAAAUUAAGUUUGAUUUUUACACUCAAAUUGUAUCAAUAAAACGUUACAUGUUUUAUUUAUAUAUAUAAAAAUUUUUUAUAUUGACAGAGCAAUUAUGAAAAUAAUAUUAUGACUGAUAUUUAUAUUAGUCCACUCUUAUUUCAAGAUCAUCUUAAAUAUUGUCUUAAGUUGUUGUCAACCAGCAGAGUUGCAUUAUCUUAAGACAUUACUUAAGACGGUCAUUAAAUAACAUUUGCAUACUAACGUAUGAUUAUUUUAUGACAUUUUAAAACUAAACUAAACUCAAGACGGUCUUAAAAAUAUAAGAAUGCGGACUACGGCUAUGUUUAUCUGAUUUAUUAUCCGGUUAUGUGUCACCUUAAUAACGUCGAGUGUUAAUAUGACCAUAUGUUAUGAAGAAUGAAUUAAAGAUUUAUUCGACAAUCUUAGGAAGAAAUUGAACAAAAUCCAAACGUGUUACAUUAAAAUAAAAUUGGAAUGAUCAAUUUGAUCUCUUUCGUUAUCAACUCUUCUGAUAUUUGAUCGAGAAUCGAAUCGGGCAAAAUGUAUAUAUAUCUCCCACAAUUUCACGCAGUUUACAUCACGCUCGACCUUGAGCUGAAAUACAUCCGUAAACGAGCGGCCGUGCAUAUUCUCCCGAUCGGCUCAAUUGAAACGAAACUCGGCUUCACGCACGCAUUAAAUUUGCUCUCGCACGUGAAUCUAAUCGCCACGCUCAUGGCAUCGAUUCGUGCAUCAUCGGAUGACGUACGCCAACAAAAUUAAUUCGAUCAAUCGGGAUCGAGAGACAAAGUCGAAUGCAUGAGCCUCUACGCACGCAAAGUGCCAAGUGCCAGAAGAAAAUAGCAUCGGUAGAAUAGUUCGAACGUCUAUUUUCAUCGCUCGGCGAAUUGCUUUUAUUGAGAAAAAUAAUUUUGCGCGGUUUUUGAUUAGGAAAACCCGAAUACCUCUGGCCUUUUAAAAUUGAAGACGUAAUUCUAGCUUUGUGAAAAAGUAAAUAGAUAGCAAAAAAACAUCUCGUUUCGCUAAACAAUACGUAAUAUCUGAACAUUGACAAGUACCUAUAUAUUAUGUCAUAAAACUAAUUGUACUUUUAUGGCCGUUUUCUUUUCCCCCCCGGUAGAUUAAUUAUCUCACAUUACUGUAUUAACUGGAAAAUCCCUAAUGAUGUACGUGUGAUGUCGCGCGUAAAAGAGAAGUUGAGAAAUAAGUUUUACGAGAGGGUCGUGAUGCGUUUCUAUCGAAUGCCAAUAAUGCUGUACAACUUUGCGGAAGCACAGGAGGGAACAUAAUAAAGCACGUGCCUUAAUUGGAUACAGGAAGCCCCACUAUCAGUUAUCUUCUUUCUAUGUCACUAAACGGGCGAGCUCUCUUCCUCCAUAUCUGGUAAAAUACUCACGAUAGUCAAGAUAGCUUUAAUUACAAUAAUCACAUUCGCAAAAGGAUCAUCAUUCGUCAUGCGUUAAGCCCCGUACCGCUGUGCAUUAGCGAAUUACGAAAGAAGAAUAAUGAAUUGGAGAUUAGAAUUUGAUCGAUUAGAACGAAACGAGUUAAAAUUGUAAUUAUCUGAAUGGUCAAAUUCUAAUCUCUAAUUUACAAUUUUCGAUUUUUGAUGGGUAAUCUGAUAUACACGAACUUUGCAUUUUACAUCAUCGGAGAUUACGAUGAUCAUUAUAAAAAAAAUAGUUCCAAUUGUUUUCAUUAUUGUCGUAAUAAAUACAAAUGCAUCUCCGCAUUGUCCUGCACUCUACAAUUCUCAUCCGCGUGCCUAUCGGCCGUAAAGAACUCGUUAGGAAAAUUAUGUCGCUCUCAAUCCCACGUCGUAAAUGUGAAUAAUAACAUCCAGUGCGAGAAAAUCAAACAGACUUGGAAAUCAACUGAUAUAUGUCGAGGAAAAAAGUAAAUCGUCCAAGGUUACUAAAAGAAGCAGUUAUAAAAACAAACGAGAUUUGCAAAGGGUCCUUGAAAGACAUGAAGGAACAUUCGGCAACUCAACGAAUGGAGAGAGAUAAGGACUUGCCACAACGGUCGCAGAGCAGCGCGGCUAGCUUGAUGUCUAUAGGUGCCGAUAUAUCUCCGAGUUCUUCCCAAUUCUUCGAAGUAUUCUAUAUCGGCAAAAUCAAAGUAUCCAAAAUCAAAGUAUCGCACUCGAAAGUUCCGGAUUCAUUCAUUGAUGACGCCUUGAUUAAGUUUCGCGUUCAUGGACUUGAAAAAUCGAGAUCUUCAACGAGCAAUCUUCUGUUAGAUUGCCAACGGUUGAAACGUCAAACUUUGAUGUCUUCCAUUAAUAGAAGAAAUAGUACGGAAUCUACCGCCAGUGAAUCAGGCAGUAUCGAGAACGUGUCGGGAAACAGUAUAAUUCCAAGCGUGAAUCCGCUUGGAAUACCGCCAGUUUUAAGCGGGUCCGUAGAGACUUUUCCAAGAACAACCGCCAACCCCACAGAAAACGAUGAUCGUGAUGGGAAUGAGACAUCUGAAUCUUCUGCUAAUUCUAAUAUCAAUGUACCUGAAAUUAUGCGAAAUCGUGCAGCCUCUACUGGCAGUGUUUUAAGCGGCAGAAGAGAUUCUGCUAUUAAAGGAAACGAUGAGCAUAAUCGUACUAUGGUUUUUCAGGUAGGGCGAUUUGAUCUGAGAUUGAUUAGUCCUGAUAGAAAGCAGAUUCUUCUGCAUAAACAAUUAAAAGAUGUAGCCAGUUGCGCGCAAGGGAUAAGAAACCCUGACCACUUUGGAUUUAUUUGCAAAGAAUCGGAAUAUUUCAUCGGGUAUGUCUUCAAAUGUCAAUCCGGAUCAGUCGCGGAUGACCUUGUUGCAGCAAUUAGUCAAGCUUUUCUUACAAACUACAAUGUCACAAGAAAGGAGAGAUAUUCUAUAUUUUCUUGCGAUCACUGUCCUAUGUAUUGGUAUAAUAAAUUAUGCCAGGAAAUUGAAGGACAAAAUGAUAGAAGAGUGCAAAGUAUUAUCUUUUCCCGUAUGGAAUUAUUACCAGAGGACGAGCAGGAAAUCGUUGUGAGCAAAUAUAAAGGCGCCGAAGCUGCGGGUAAUAUUGGUGCAAGCUCCUCGAGUCUACGAGAGCAAAAUCAAUUCUUAAUGCAACUAUUGCGUGCUCAUUGCGAGUCAAAACAAGCUAGACAUGUACACGAUACGGCUGAAAAUAGGAGUGAAUUUCUCAAUCAAUAUUUGAGCGUUGGCGUUGGUAGCACGAUAUUUAUGAAAGCAAAACGCUCUCUUACGAAUAGUUUUGACAAUCUUAUGAAGAGGAAAAGUUCACGUGACGAUUUUGGUUUGGGUCCGCAACUGAGGGAUACAAAUCAUCUGAAUAUGGGGAUACAAAAGAAUGGUAGUCAGAGUCCAGAUAAUUCGCGACAAUCAUCUAUCUUGGACAUUUCACCAGAAUCCAGUAGACCAAGAUCAUUGCGUGUUUCGCCUGAACAGCAAAUAGUUGUAAAUAAUGGACCAAAGAGUUCUAUGAUGGACAUCUUUUUAAAAGUUGGUAACUCACCGAAAACUUCACCUACGGAAAGUGACGGAAAUAGUACGAUACAAGCCAAUAGUUCGUGGCGACAAACAAUAUUAAACAGAGUUGUGACGCCGAAUAAGGACCAUAAUGCUACAGAAAUUGACAAAAUUAGUAUUCUCAAAAAUUCGGAAAUAUCUGUUAAACGUAGAUCAAGACAAGAAUUGCGAGAUUUAUGGAAGAAAGCGAUCAAUCAACAAUUAAUACUUAUAAGAAUGGAAAAAGAAAACGCAAAACUUAGAGAACGUCAAGAAGAGGCAACAGUAAAAAGGAUUAAACUCGAAUAUGACGAGCUUAGUAGUUGCGCGCGUGAAGUGAUAGAAGUUUGGGAUCUUCUUGUUAGCAAGGAAUCACGAGUCUCUACUAAAUGUGAUAAUCAAAUGCUUUUACACGCUAUUAAACAAGGUGUACCGAAAGGAAAAAGAGGCGAGGUUUGGCAGUUUCUAGCCGAGCAAUUUUGCUUGAAACAACCGCCUAUAGACACGCAAGAGUUUCCAAAUUAUAAUACACCCUAUGAACUUCUCCUGAAGCAACUUACAUCUCAGCAGCAUGCUAUCCUUAUUGAUUUAGGAAGAACUUUCCCGAGCCAUCCAUAUUUUAGUUCACCCUUGGGACCUGGUCAAUUAGCACUCUUUAAUUUAUUGAAGGCCUAUUCUUUGCUAGAUCAUGAAGUCGGUUAUUGUCAAGGCCUCAGUUUUGUCGCCGGAGUGCUUCUAUUGCAUAUGGCGGAGGAUCAAGCCUUUUUCUUAUUACGGCAUCUAAUGUUUCGUCGAGGACUUAGAAAAUUAUAUUUGCCAGAUAUGGCAGCAUUGCAAUUACACUUGUAUCAACUCUCUAGGUUGUUACACGAUCGCUUGCCAGCCAUUUACAAUCAUUUUGACAAACAUGAAGUUUCACCUACUUUGUACGCCGCUCCGUGGUUAUUAACGCUGUUUUCCAGUCAAUUCCCCUUAGGUUUUGUAACCAGAGUUUUUGAUUUGCUUUUUCUCGAAAGCUCUGAAGUUCUUUUCCGUGUAUCGGUUGCAUUAUUAGAAGAACAUCAAGAUCAAUUAUUAUGUUGCGAUAGCUUUGAAGAAAUUAUGGAGUACCUCAAGACACGUGUGCCAGCAAUAGACAAACAAAGCUUAGAUCGCAUAAUGAAACGUGUAUUUUAUCCUGAUUUGGAGAUUACAAAGCAAUUGAAUGAAUACAGAGUGGAAUACCAAGUGCUUCAAGAGGAAAUGAUAUCAGUGAAACCACAAAUAGAGAAUUUGGAAAAGUUCAAGUUAAGGAACAAGCAGCUCACGCAAGAAGUUGCACAGCUUAAUGAGCAACUUGAGAUUACUAUCAGCAACUUGCAGAGGCUCGAAACGGCACGUCCAAUGCAACAAGCAACUAUCCACAAACUUGAGUCUCAGAAUCGCAGUCUUGAAGUAACGGUGGCCACAUUAGGCGCAUUCAUUCAGCAAUUAGCGGACACACGUGCCGAUAUCGAAAUUCCGGGCGAAGUUCGCAGGAUAAUUGCACAACUGAGUAUGGUCGAAAAACGACGAAAUGCUGGUACCAAAUCAUAUCCUUUAAAAAUCAUCGAAGACAACAAGCAUGGAAUGAUAAAAAGUAAUUCGACUGGAAGAGAAUCUCAAAAUCUUUUAAGGAAUAAUAGCACGGACAUGCCGUUUCCUUUGAAGUCGACUCUGAGCCAACCCAACUUGGCACUGAAAUUAGAGAAAGUGUCAUCGUUCUUUUCGAAUUCACACAAUCACAUACAGAAACAACGCGCGCAGUUAGCAGCUCUCAGAAACGAGUUUUCCGAGCAAACAGUAAGAGGCAACAAUGACGAGAACGAUCCCAAGACGGUCAAUAUCGAUAUUCAAAUUACGGAUACUAUGAAUCUAGCGAACAAUCCAGUCCCACAAAGUGAGAACAAUUUAAAAGUUCCAACUACCAAUUUAGAAAAAUCGAUAUCGUUACCAUUAAAGCUCAAAUUGAAAUCGUCGAAGUCAGCAUAUGAAUUAAGUUCUAUAAAAAAGGUUCCCACUAGCAAACUCGAAGUUACAAGUAACGAUUCAUUAACAAAUUUGACAGGAACCAUACAUCCACUUGAUACUUGUAGCGAUGUGAAUUUUCGAUUUAGCGGUACCACAAAAUUGAAAUCCAUCAAACCUGUAAAAUCUAGUCAAAGUUGUCAGGAAGAUAGUAGUAACAAACAAAAGCCCGAUCAAAUCUCCGAUUCUUUAAACAGAUAACAAUUACUUUCAAAUACAUCUUCAAAGAGCAUCUUAUCGAAGAGAAUUUUCAUAAAAAAUAUAUAUUUAAAACGAUACUGGUGAUGAGUAAUUUAAAGAUUACAUAUUUAUAUUUAAUUAUUCAUUUGUAAGUUUUUAAACGAGCAAGUUUCAAAAACUGACUAAUUUAUGUAAUUACGAAGGGAAGGAAAUAAUUCUUUUUGAUUCUCAUUGAGAUCUGAUGUUUGGCAACACAUUACAACUUGUGAAAAUGAAAUGUUCUGUUGAAACAGUAUUGAACAUUAUAUAUAUGGAAAUCUUGAUCGAUUAAAAAUCCAUUGUUUCCAAAUAAACAUCUAAAACCAUGUCUCAAGAUGUAUCGAGCAUUCAGGAAAUGAGAUAUAUCAAAAUAAGAUACUAUAAAGAGACAUACGCAACCAGUUUCAAAUUGCCAAAGGAAGUGCCAAACUUUCUCUAUUAGAAUAUAUUUUAUAGUAAAAUAAAAACGAUUUUAAUUACUUAGAAAUAAAAAUACGUAUGUAUGUUGCAAAUAGAUACGUAUAUUGCAUACGUAUGCAUGCGUAGAUGCGAUUGUAUCGUUGAAAAAAUAUAUUGAUAAAAAUCAUUAAUGUAUAGGCCUGCUAUGCACCGUGUAAGAUUCAAAGAAUUAAGUAUUACUAUUUUUGCACAAAACAAGCCUUGUGAUAUCAGGGAUAGUUAACAUAUACAUAUAUAUACUCUUUGUUCUUUAUAGUAAAGUUUACCAUCGUUGAUACAUGUAUCGUCGAUACAGUAGUAUUAGCUAUACUUAACAUCCAUAUCAAACGUGUUGUAAAUUAGAGGAUAGCAAGUUAUUCAACCCUUAAAAAGAUAUUCGAACGUAACAUUUUGACAGAUAUUAAUGUGAAUUAGAGAUUUCAUGAAAAUGAAAUUAUAUUUUGUAGUGUAUUCGGGUUACUGUAAUAUUUUAUCAGCUAGUGAUUAUACGUAACUGUAGACAUAUUAUUUGUAACGAAAUAAUGCGAGUAUAUAAUCAUAUCUUAUGAAAUAAAGAUAUUCUAUAUGUAUAAUUGUUUAUUAUCACAUAGAUUGUAGAAGUUAGAAUAGAUUAUAUUUUGUAUUAUAUAUAGUCUUAGGAACUAAGAAAUAUUUAAUUGAUUUUCAUUGAUGUUUUGUUGACUUGCUAAUCUUAUUGUGAUGAUAGAUAAAAAUAUUUAAAAUAUUCAUAAUAAAAAUAAUUUAAUAAUUUUA
This is a messenger RNA of Solenopsis invicta (red fire ant), 7036 nucleotides long. It is a transcript of the gene plx, whose product is annotated as TBC1 domain family member 4. The coding region runs from base 1952 to 5806 and encodes 1284 amino acids. The transcript is spliced from 15 exons. Lineage: Eukaryota; Metazoa; Arthropoda; Insecta; Hymenoptera; Formicidae. The record is from RefSeq and is a predicted model, not a curated record.